Molecule: messenger RNA, 4487 nt
Organism: Sapajus apella (tufted capuchin)
Lineage: Eukaryota; Metazoa; Chordata; Mammalia; Primates; Cebidae
Gene: NT5C2
Product: 5'-nucleotidase, cytosolic II
Exons: 18
Coding region: 2886-3989 (367 amino acids)
Biological process (GO): IMP metabolic process; adenosine metabolic process
Molecular function (GO): 5'-nucleotidase activity
Source: RefSeq, a predicted model, not a curated record
UAAGUCGUAACGCAUUUGUUCAGAUUUUUAGUGUCUGUGCUGCUGCUGAAGCGAAGCAUUGUUCAGAUUUUUAAUGCACAGGCUGCUGUUCUCUUGACACAAUCUGAUAAACAAAAUGUAUCCCUCUUGAUGUUUCUCAGAGAAGAUGUUAAAACAAAUUAGUAAGAAGUUAUUGGUUAGAAUUUAUGAAAGUUAAUAUUACUAGAUGUCUGUUGUUUUUAGAAUCUAACCCGAAAUUUCUUUUUGUGUCUGUAUGUCCAUGAUAUUUGAACUUUGAAUUUUUAAGAAUCCAUUUCAUAAAGUUCUUACCUAUAAUAUAUUUUAUAUCAUUAAACUUACUUUUUAUGAAGAAUGGAGACAUAAUGGAAGAUGAGGUCUUCCUAUUACUCUUUUGUAAUAACAGCUUUAUUGAGAUGCAAUUCACAUACCAUUCAAUUCACCUUUUUUAAGCAUACAAUUCGGUGGUUUUAGUGUAUUCGCAGAGUUGUGCAACAAAUACCACUAUCUAAUUUUAGAACAUUUCAUUACCCCCACAAGAAACCCUGUACCCAUUAGCAGAAACUCCUUGAUUCCGUCCUCCCCACAGCCUCUGGCAACCACGAACUCCUAUUAAAUUUUUAGUUUAAGCUUAAUUUUUAGUUCAGUUAAAUAUUGUGUCUGCUAUUACAACGCCCUGUGUUAGGUAUUGGGAAGAUUAUAAAUCCUGGUCUCAAAGUUUAUAAUCAAGUAAAGAAUAAGAGAACUACCAUAUUUUAUGUAUAUGACAAUAUAUAGUAGUGUCAAAAUAGGGAAUUUUGAAUAUUUAAACCUCUCACUUGGGUCACAACUUUAUAGAAUUUUAGUUGUUGAUGCAAAAGUAAUGAGACUCAGAGACAUUACUGUCACAUAGUACUGUGGCACAACCAGAAUAUUAAUAGUUCCUUGACAAAAUCACUUGAGAUCCGGGAUCUUGAAUAAUGAGAGGCAACUGAGUGGUCCUUUUAAGUAUAGGGAAAACAAUAUAAACAAAGCCUUAGGGCAUAUUUAGGAAAUAGCAAGUAGCUGGCUUUGAUUAUUAGAGCUAAAGGUGCAUGAUGUGGCACAACAUGAAAUCAAACUGAUUUUGACAAAAUGGUGAAAGGUUUUGAACUUGAAGAUCCAAGAAUUUCAAUUUAUUAAUUGGGUAAGUAGUGAACGAUGACUAAAAGUUCUUAAGAGAGUGAUGUGAUUGGAUCUAGGCUUUAGGACAGUGCUUCUCAAAUGAUCUGUGAGGGGAGGACCAGUGUAUAAACAACUUUUUUCCAGUCCGUUUCAAAUGGACAUGUUUAGAAAAUAAAAAUGAAUUACAAGAAAAAUGACGACACAAAAUGUAAGCCUACCUUUUUAUUACUACAUUCAACAAACAAAAUUUCUCUGUCAAAUUACUAUAAAAGUUUCUUAAGAUGUAAAAUUACUGUAUGUGUCAUAUCAUGAGUUAGUAACAAAUGUUCAUAAGCUAGCCUUGGUCUGUGGACCACACUUUGAGUAGCACUACUUCAAAGCAAUUAAUUUGGCAUUAGUGUGAGGACAGAGCAAUUGGGAGAUGAUUGCUGGACUAAUGAGGACCUGGACAUGUUGUUAGCAUUGUGAAUUGAAUGGAAGAUUGGAUUCCAGAGACAUUUGGUAAUUUAAAUGAAGGCAUAUGAGAUGAUUAGAUGUGGAUUUGAAGAAGAAGAAAGAAUCAAAAGAUAACUAGAUUUUAAGCUUGAAUGGGAAAAUGGGAGUGCCAGUAGCAGAAGUAGGAACUAGUUUGGAGAUUGGAUUUUCAAUAAAAAAUAAACAUUGUAGCAUUUUCUAUGAAGUAAAAAUAUACAUAUAUCCAGACACAUACUUUUUAGUUUAUAACUUCAAUUUGUCAUCUCAAAAAGCACUUGUAACUUUUUCUUUUCUUGAUUGUAGUAAAUUUUGAAUGUGUAAUUAUGCAAACCCAUAAGGAAAACAGAUGCCCAAGAAGAUUUUAUACUUGAAUCCUUAGUCUCAUUUGUUGUUGCAGUAACUGUCGUUGGGCACUUGGCCAGGAAAUUGUGACUCCUAGGCAAUGGGAGGAGUUACAGAUAAAGUUCACCAUUGCCAAAGAAAUUCUAUUCCAAAUGGAUUUGUGUGGAGCAACAGUGAUAUCCAAUGACAUGUUAAAUUAGACACAGAGGUGUUUUCUCCAGCACUGUCUCGGAAGAUACAUGAUUUUGAAAGGCCUGAUACAGACUAAGCUUCUUGAAGUUAAGUCACAAAAAAACUAUACUAGGGACUUUACAAAGAAUUUUGUUAUGUGACUUCAAGAACUAGUUGACUCAGAUAGUUUCACACUUUUCAAAACAGCAACCAGUGACAGAUGAGGGUGUUUGUGAAUCGAAGCUUAGCCAUGGAAAAGAUAAAGUGUUUUGGUUUUGAUAUGGAUUACACCCUUGCUGGAGAGCCAGUGUAACUCCUUCAAGACUGGAGUGAUACACACUGCAUCUGCAUCUGCCUCAUUGUACAAGUCCCCGGAGUAUGAGUCCCUUGGUUUUGAGCUUACUGUGGAGAGAUUAGUUUCUAUUGGCUAUCCCCAGGAGUUGCUCAGCUUUGCUUAUGAUUCUACAUUCCCUACCAGGGGACUUGUCUUUGACACACUAUAUGGAAAUCUUUUGAAAGUUGAUGCCUAUGGAAACCUCUUGGUCUGUGCACAUGGAUUUAACUUUAUAAGGGGACCAGAAACUAGAGAACAGUAUCCAAAUAAAUUUAUCCAGCGAGAUGAUACUGAAAGAUUUUACAUUCUGAACACACUAUUCAACCUACCAGAGACCUACCUGUUGGCCUGCCUAGUAGAUUUUUUUACUAAUUGUCCCAGAUAUACCAGUUGUGAAACAGGAUUUAAAGAUGGGGACCUCUUCAUGUCCUACCGGAGUAUGUUCCAGGAUGUAAGAGAUGCUGUUGACUGGGUUCAUUACAAGGGCUCCCUUAAGGAAAAGACAGUUGAAAAUCUUGAGAAGUAUGUGGUCAAAGAUGGAAAAUUGCCUUUGCUUCUGAGCCGGAUGAAGGAAGUAGGGAAAGUAUUUCUUGCUACCAACAGUGACUAUAAAUAUACAGAUAAAAUUAUGACUUACCUGUUUGAUUUCCCACACGGCCCCAAGCCUGGUAGCUUCCAUCGACCAUGGCAGUCCUACUUUGACCUGAUCUUGGUGGAUGCACGGAAACCACUCUUUUUUGGAGAAGGCACAGUACUGCGUCAAGUGGAUACUAAAACUGGCAAGCUGAAAAUUGGUACCUACACAGGCCCCCUACAGCAUGGUAUCGUCUACUCAGGAGGUUCUUCUGAUACAAUCUGUGAUCUGUUGGGAGCCAAGGGAAAAGACAUUUUGUAUAUUGGAGAUCACAUUUUUGGGGACAUUUUAAAAUCCAAGAAACGACAAGGGUGGCGAACUUUUUUGGUGAUUCCUGAACUUGCGCAGGAGCUGCAUGUCUGGACCGACAAGAGUUCACUUUUCGAAGAGCUUCAGAGCUUGGAUAUUUUUUUGGCUGAACUCUACAAGCACCUUGACAGCAGUAGCAAUGAGCGUCCAGACAUUAGUUCCAUCCAGAGACGUAUUAAGAAAGUAACUCAUGACAUGGACAUGUGCUAUGGGAUGAUGGGAAGCCUGUUUCGCAGUGGCUCCCGGCAGACCCUUUUUGCCAGUCAAGUGAUGCGUUACGCCGACCUCUAUGCAGCGUCUUUCAUCAACCUGCUGUAUUACCCAUUCAGCUACCUCUUCAGGGCUGCCCAUGUCUUGAUGCCUCAUGAAUCAACGGUGGAGCACAUACAUGUAGAUAUCAAUGAGAUGGAGUCUCCUCUUGCCACCCGGAACCGCACAUCAGUGGAUUUCAAAGACACUGACUACAAGCGGCACCAGUUGACACGGUCAAUUAGUGAGAUUAAACCUCCCAACCUCUUCCCACUGGCUCCCCAGGAAAUUACACACUGCCAUGAUGAAGAUGAUGAUGAGGAAGAGGAAGAAUAAGGAGGAAAACCAAAACACCGAGCACCCAUUAAACAAGUCCUGGCAGGACUCACAGGAACAGAUGUCCCUGUUAGGGUUCUACUGGGGGGGAGGGAGGGGGGCUACAUGAAAGGUACAUCUGAAAAGUUUCUGAAGAUUCUAUUGUUAUCAUAGAGAGAUACUUGUUUUGGUUUUGUGUAUCUGUACUCUCUGCAGGUGGUCCAAAACUGUAAUGGAGUCUGUAUUAGAAGAAAAUAAGGGUAAAACCAGGCUGAACUGCAUGCUGGCUCCAUUGUGGCUUGUGACACUUUUUAAAAAUCAUCAGUAUGUCAUAGUGUAUCUGGAUACACAAGGGGUGGUGAAGGGUCUCAAGAGUAGAACAAAAAGAGUGGGAAGAGGUGAUCUGAAAUGCUGUAAUGUUACAAAUUGUGCUAUAACAACAACUCCAAGAUCCACCUUUUUCAGUGCAUUACAUGGUGUAUUGUAUAUCAUCAGUGGAGAAAUAUAUUAUAUCCAUGA